AUGUCAACCCCUAGCUCCAACCCCUUCGCCGACUCCUCCAUCCCCAACCCCGGCCAGCUCCGCGCCGUCGCCAUCACCGACCAUGUCCCCGUCAAGCUGUCCACCACCGCCGCCAACUACCUCGCCUGGAAGACGUACUUCUACCUCCUCUUCCGCGAGUACAACCUGCGCGAUCACAUCGACGGCACCGCCGACCUCCUCGCCUGCGACGCCGACUGGCUGGCCAUCGACGCCACCAUCAUCCGCUGGCUCUUCCUCACCGUAUCGCCGGACAUCUUCAAGACCGUCGUUCAGGAAUGCGAUGAUGCCCGCACGGUGUGGGGCAAGAUCAACGGCCUCUUCACCAAUAACAAGCUCCAACGUGUUGUCUUUUUGCAACAGGAAUUCUUCGGCACACCCCAGGGCGAUCAAACCUUGGACGCCUACUGCCUGCGCCUCAAGGCCAUCUCCGACGAGCUCCAGGACCUUGGGUUCCGGAUUGGCGACGAGCUCCUCCUCUCCACCCUCACCGCCGGCCUCAACGAGGACCUCGGCAACGCCACCUCCAACCUCACCCUCAUGACCAACCCUACGUUAUCCGGAUGUGUAUCCUCUGUAGUUAUUGUAUAG
Molecule: messenger RNA, 609 nt
Organism: Lolium perenne
Lineage: Eukaryota; Viridiplantae; Streptophyta; Magnoliopsida; Poales; Poaceae
Source: RefSeq, a predicted model, not a curated record